AUGGCUAAGAGAUUCGCAACUCAACUCUUCGUAAGCCGGUUAUCUGCGUACACCACAGAUCGAUCACUGAGGCAGCUUUUCUCUCCUUUUGGUCAAAUUAAAGAUGCUCGGCUUAUUAGAGAUCCAGAAACGCAGAGACCCAAAGGAUUCGGCUUCGUCACUUACGAGUCUGAAGAUGAUGCCCGAAAGGCAAUCAAAAGCCUUGAUGGGAAGAUUGUAGAUGGUAGACUAAUAUUUGUUGAAGUUGCCAAGAACGUAGAGGACGAGACAACGAAUAUGAACACUGAGAAAGCUCAAAAUCACGAGUAA
This is a messenger RNA of Microthlaspi erraticum, 309 nucleotides long. Lineage: Eukaryota; Viridiplantae; Streptophyta; Magnoliopsida; Brassicales; Brassicaceae. The record is from the annotation of a GenBank genome assembly.